This is a messenger RNA of Miniopterus natalensis, 1285 nucleotides long. It is a transcript of the gene CBLIF, whose product is annotated as cobalamin binding intrinsic factor. Lineage: Eukaryota; Metazoa; Chordata; Mammalia; Chiroptera; Miniopteridae. The record is from RefSeq and is a predicted model, not a curated record. Gene Ontology annotation, biological process: cobalamin transport. Gene Ontology annotation, molecular function: cobalamin binding.
GAGGGAUGGCCUGGCUUACCCUGUACCUCCUGAACCUUCUCUGGGCUACGGCUGGGACCAGCACCCAGCCCCGAAGCUCGUGCCCUGUUCCCCCAGCACAGCAGCCCUUGGUUAACGGCAUACAAGUACUUAUGGAGAACUCAGUGACCAGCUCAGCCUUCCCCAACCCCAGCAUCCUGAUUGCCAUGAACCUGGCUGGACCCCACAACCUGGAGGCCCAGAAGCUCCUGACUGACAAGAUCGCAGCCAUUGGCACAAACAAUCUGACCAUUGGUCAGCUGGCACUCAACAUCAUGGCCCUCACCUCCUCCUGCCGAGACUCUGGGAAUAAAGUAUCGACUCUGCAGACACAAAUGAAGAACUGGGAACCUGCAGGCCCCAAUGCCGAGGCAUCAAGCUUCUAUCAGCCCAGUCUGGCGAUCUUGGCUCUGUGCCAGCAGAACCCUGAGAGGACCUUGCCAAUAGCAGCCCGUUUUGCCAAGGCCCUGCUGGCCAAUGCCUCUCCCUUCAAUGUUGACACCGGAGCAGUGGUGACCUUGGCUCUGACCUGUAUGUACAACAAGAUCCCUGUAGGAUCAGAAGAAGGUUAUAGAACCCUGUUUGGUAAGGUACUAAAAGAUACUGUGGAGAAUAUCAGCAUGAAGAUCAAAGACAACGGCAUCAUCGGGGACAUCUACAGUACUGGCCUUGCCAUGCAGGCUCUCUCCGUGUCACCUAAGCAACCUACCAAGGAGUGGAACUGCAAGAAGACUAUGGAUGAAGUGCUUAAUGAGAUUAAGCAGGGGAAAUUCCACAACCCCAUGUCCAUUGCCCAAAUCCUCCCAUCCCUGAAAGGCAAGACCUACCUAGAUGUGCCCCACGUGUCUUGCAGCUCUGAUCCUGAGGUGCAAGCCACUCUACCCAGCUAUCCUAGUCCUGUCCCCACCGCAGCAUCCAACAUCACGGUCAUAUACACCAUCAAUAACCAGCUGAGGGGGGUGGAGCUGCUCUUCAAUUUCACCAUUGACGUUAGUGUGAAAAGUGGAUCCGUGCUUCUUGUGGUCCUAGAAGAAGCACAACGCAAAAAUUCCACGUUCAAAUUUGAAACCACAAUGACAUCCUGGGGCCCUAUUGUCUCUUCUAUCAAUGGUAUCACAGAAAAUGUGAAUCACAAGACGUACUGGCAGUUCCUUAGUGGCACGACGCCUUUGAUUGAAGGUGUUGCUGACUACAUACCUUUCGACCAUGAGCAUAUCACAGCCAAUUUCACCCAGUACUAAGGAAGAAGUGGGUUGAGAUUCUAUUG